AUGGCAAAGAUAGAGAGAGAGGAAGGGAAAAGAGGAAAAGAGGGUACAGUAUUUUGGGUAAUUAUUUUGAUCUGGUGUUGUUUUGUAAUCUCACACUCUCGCAUUGGAGAAAAUUCAAGUAUUUGGUUGAAAUUAGUGUCACCCCCCAAAAAAAAAUCUAUCACAGUGAUGUCCGGAAGCUAUUGGACAUCCACCCAACGUUUGAAAUGGCAGCAUAGUAAAGCCAGUUUGGCUAGAGAGAGGCAGAAAUUGUGGAUCUUGGAAAGCCAGUUGUUCCCACAGGGGCUGAGUAUUGUAAUGACUACGAAAAGUAAGGAUGCCCAGGGAACCGUGCUGACGACCACCAAAAAUAUCCCUAUCAUGCAUAGAGAUUUGCACUACGACAAAGAUUACAACCUGCGGAUAUAUUGCUACUUCCUGAUUAUGAAACUUGGGAGAAGGCUAAAUAUCAGGCAGAUAACUUUAGCAACAGCACAUAUAUACCUGUCGAGGUUUCUGCUGAAGGCAUCCGUCAGGGAGGUAAACCUAUACUUGCUAGUCACCACAUGCGUUUACCUCGCUUGCAAAGUGGAGGAAUGUCCGCAAUACAUUAGAAAUCUGGUCACCGAGGCAAGGUCCCUGUGGCCCGAAUUCGUACCACCAGAUCCAACUAAAGUCACAGAAUUCGAGUUCUAUCUGAUAGAGGAACUACAAAGCUAUCUGAUAGUGCACAAUCCUUACAAGUCGAUGUUACAAAUCACCAAAGUUUUGAAGGAACCGCCUUAUAACAUCAAUUUCUUCAACGAGGACAUACAGAACUGUUGGUCGCUGAUCAAUGACUCGUACAUUAAUGAUGUUCAUCUGAUAUACCCACCGCACAUUAUCGCAAUGGCAUGCAUGUUCAUUACAGUGUCCAUCCAAAAUGGCAAGUCGGUAGACAGUUUAAAGCAACAGGAUGCGUCAGCAGAACUGACCCCAACGCAAGAAUCAUUCAACAGAUUCAUUGCAGAAUCACAAGUUGACCUGGAGGAACUAAUGGACACGAUCCAGCAGCAGAUCACAUUGUAUGAUCACUGGGACAAGUACCACGAACCGUGGAUAAAGUUUCUCCUCCACACGCUGUAUCUACAGCCGCAAGCUGCUACCCCGAAACUGGGGAAUAACUCAGCGACCCCAUCUUCGGGCAAUUCAGUCACAGGGUCGACUACUCCCUCACUGGCCAACCCGAUGCACCAGGGUACCGUUUCCAACGGUCCCACCGUCUCUGGAGUCACGGCUAAUGGCAAUUUGAAGGCCGGCACGUGA
Huiozyma naganishii CBS 8797 is the source of this 1284-nucleotide messenger RNA. It is a transcript of the gene SSN8, whose product is annotated as cyclin-dependent protein serine/threonine kinase regulator SSN8. Bases 1 to 1284 code for a protein of 427 amino acids. Gene Ontology annotation, biological process: positive regulation of transcription by RNA polymerase II. Gene Ontology annotation, molecular function: cyclin-dependent protein serine/threonine kinase regulator activity. The transcript has a single exon. The record is from RefSeq and is a predicted model, not a curated record. Gene Ontology annotation, cellular component: mediator complex; nucleus. Lineage: Eukaryota; Fungi; Ascomycota; Saccharomycetes; Saccharomycetales; Saccharomycetaceae.